AUGUUUAGUUCUGGGAAUGUGUUACCAGUGAAGAUCCAGCCUCCGUUGUUGAGACCGUUGGCAUACCGUGUGCUAUCCAAGAAGUUUGGACUGAAUAUCAAAUCUGAUGGGUUGGCAGAGUUAGCAGAGUUUAUUGGAAACGCUUUUGGAAUGGAGUGGAAGAAAAGUUCGGAAACUGUCCUUUUUUUAGAGCAAUUCGCUACCGUCUGGAAGCAACAAGAACGAGGUUUGUUCAUUGACUCUACUGGUACAAAAAGUGUAAUCUCUGAGAUUAAAGAAAGAAGUAAAAGUAGGAUAAAAGUUAGAGAUGAGCCUGAUCUGGGGCCUGCACAAGAACCGAAGAAGGCAAAAACUUUGGAUAAUUUUUUGUUGAAAAAUGUUCUUCAACAAAAGAAUGUGGAAGUAACAAAGCAAGAAACAGAUUCGGAAGAUAUCCCAAUGGAUGAUGGGAUUGAAAUAAUUAGUGAGCACACUUCUCUGUCUAACAAUGGUACGGGAAUUGAAAUGUCAGAUGGAAUCGAAACGUCAGAUGGAAUUGUAAUAAAAGAAGAAGAAGUUCAAGAUAUCACUGAUGUGGACCCUAUUUCAAAUUAUUCAAUCCCUCAAAUUGAACCCAUUGAACAAAUCGAAGCGGAAGAGGUGACUGAGGAUGAAAUGGAGCAACUAAACUGGAGAGAUUAUUUUAAAAUUAUUAAUGUAGAUGAACAACAAAACUUCUCAUAUAACCCAAGAAAGUUGCAAUUCAUAUUCAAACCGAGUUUUAAAAAACCACAUUCAAAUCACAACUCAGAGAUAAUAAAUAAUUCAAAUUUAAAACUACAAUUACCGGAUAUUCAAUCAAAAUUAGCAAUCUUUUCAACAAGAUACUACCUACUUAGAGAUAGAAUAAUGAGAAAUGAAGCUUUCCAAAAUAAUGAUUCUUUCAAUCCUUUAUCCUCAAUGGUAAAUAUGAAAAAUGCCUUACAAAAUAAUGAUAAAUCGGAACUAAUAUCUAACAUGUCCCUAACUCCAAUCAAAACAUUACUUGGUAGAAACGGCCAAAAUUUCUUGAUUUUAGGUAUGCUUCGAGUAAACGCCAAGGGGAAUUGGUGUUUAGAAGACCCCUCUGGUGAUAUUGAAGUUGAUCUAUCGCAAACACUUCCUACAGCCGGUUUAUACUAUGUGCCGGGUGCAAUCGUAUUAACUGAAGGUAUAUAUUAUUCAGCAACAAAUACAUUUCACGUUACAUCUAUGACACACCCUCCUUGUGAAAGAAGAGAUGUUACAUUGGAAGCAAUUGGUAACAUCGAUUUAUUAGGUAUUCAUGGAAUUUCUACUCCGAAUUAUAUUGCAAAACUGGAUGACGAUUUAAAAAUCAGACUACAUUAUUUGGAAAAAGAUUUUACAGAUCAUAGGUUCGCUAUCAUGGGGGGUGAUAUGUUCUUAAAUGAAUUACAGACACUAUCUGCAUUGAGAAAAGUUUUUUCAAAACUUAACGAAGAUCCACCUAUUAUGAUUAUUUUACAAGGUUCUUUCUCAAGCACACCGGUGCAUGCAUCCACAAAUAGUAAAAGCAUGAGCAUCAGCACUCAAUACAAAAAUAAUUUUGAUAGUCUAGCAUCAUUAUUAUCUGAAUUCGAAGAUUUGAUUAAUUAUUCAACUUUCCUUUUUAUCCCUGGUGUUAAUGAUCCCUGGAGUUCCAUGGUAACUUUAGGUUCAACAGGUUUAUGGCCUCAAAAGCCAAUUCCAAAUCACUUUACUACAAGAAUAAACAGAAUAUGUAGACAUGUAAUUUGGGGAUCAAAUCCAACAAGAAUUGCAUACCUGUCUCAAGAAAUCGUUAUAAUGAGAGAUAAUAUUUGUGGAAGAUUUAAAAGAAAUAGCGUUCAAUUUCGAACAGUAGAGGAAAAAGAAGGUAUUAAUAAGCAAUUAAAAAAAGACAAUGAAAAAUCACAAUUACUGGAUGAUGAUGAUAUUCCGAUGAAGUCCUUGUCCAUAGACCCAAACAAGCUACCAGCCAGGGUACAUGAAUCUAGGAAAAUUGUAAAAACUAUUUUAGAUCAAGGUCAUUUAUCACCGUUCACACCUGAUAUUAGACCAAUAGCAUGGGGUUUAGACCACUCUUUAACAUUAUACCCGAUUCCAUCAACACUAAUACUAUGUGAUCAAACUGCACCACAAUUUGAACUUACAUAUAACGGUUGUAAAGCUUUCAAUCCAGGAAAGUUUAUAAGUAACAAUCGUGCAAGAUUCCUAGCUUAUACACCAUCAUUGAAGAAGGUUCAAGAGGAAGAAUUGUAUUUCUAG
Molecule: messenger RNA, 2286 nt
Organism: Tetrapisispora phaffii CBS 4417
Lineage: Eukaryota; Fungi; Ascomycota; Saccharomycetes; Saccharomycetales; Saccharomycetaceae
Gene: DPB2
Product: DNA polymerase epsilon noncatalytic subunit
Exons: 1
Coding region: 1-2286 (761 amino acids)
Biological process (GO): error-prone translesion synthesis; DNA-templated DNA replication
Cellular component (GO): epsilon DNA polymerase complex
Molecular function (GO): DNA binding
Source: RefSeq, a predicted model, not a curated record